CGAUGGAAACGUAGUCUAUGAUCGUGGCGUCUCAAGUAUGCAUGUGUAUUAUGCAGCGAGCAUCUGUCACAAGAUUGGCCGUGUAGAUGUUGUAUCUUGUAUUGUGUCAAUAGAACUUUUUAUGGAAAGCAUUUAAAAGUGUAAAAGAAGAAUGAAGGCAAAGCGCAGUAAAUCCUUGUCACCGGAACCAUCGAGUAGCAAUGAGUGGAAGCGGCCUAAGAUUGAUGAGUCAUGUGAGAAGAAUGGAAAAGAGAUUUAUCCUAAUUUGCUGGACCUCUCUGAUGACGUUUUGCUCAACAUAAUGAAAUUCCUUCAUCCACAAGAUUUAAUGGCUCUGAGUUUGUGCUGCCAAAGAUUGAACCAAGUUUCUCGAGAUAGAACCUUGUGGAGGAAAGUGGACUUUCGAGUGAUGCCGAUGAUGGUGGAGGAUCUUGAAAAAUAUGUGCAUUUCCUGCAACCCCUGACGACCAGUCUGGCGAUGCGAGGAAGUCGCCCACUGGAGAAACACGGAACUCUUAGUAAAUUAUUCUUAAAAGUAAUAGCUAAAGUUUGCAGUCAGCUGAAGGAAUUGAUCGUCGAGGACUACUACAUUGAUGCGAACAAGAUACAAAUAAUUGAUUUCCCCGAAACUGUCGAGAAAUUAUCAUUGAAGGGAUGCAAGUUGUGUCACAUACAAAUAGAUAGAUCGUACUUCUUCACAAUGGAUCUUCACAUGCGUAGUUUGACUUGCUUAAUAUUGAGUAAUUGCCAAUGGUUUAUGCCUCAUUCAUUAUUGGUCAUUAGUAAAAUUCGGAACCUGAAGGAGCUUCGACUGGACUCUUGCCAUAGUUUAGGCGAAUGUGUAGCCUACACUAGCCUCGCAACGAGAUUUGGCUUCAAGACGCUAGAGAUAUUAGAUCUAAGGGACACAGCAUUGGGAGACAGUGAAAUAUGUUGUUUUAGUAGUACAAAGACAUUGACGCAUCUCUAUCUGGAGUGCCCAGCUGUGUUGGUGAAUACAGAGUCGAACAAUCAUUUGGAACAGCAGCAACUUUUGGACAGGCCAGGAAGACGACGAGCCUUUGAAGACCAAAAUCUUGUUCAGAUUAUUAUCGAGCACGGUUUCGAAAACAAUUCCGAAAGAUGUCUAAUAUCGGAUAGAGCUAUCUGCGCUCUUGGGAGUUACGCGUGUGAUAGAAGAGUGGUGGAUAAUUCCGUGCCGGGUGGUAUCCUCGUGGAAGAGGAUCGACGCAUUUUUAAUAAUCCCAAUCUCAAAACACUGGUAGUAAGGAACUAUCCGCUAGUAACAAACCAAAGUCUCGUUCACUUAGCUUUGAACGCGUCUAACCUCGAAUUUCUAGACGUGACGGGGACGGCAGUCACGAAAGCGGGCGUGCAGACGUUUAAAGGAAAGAGACCUAACGUGAAGUUAAUCUCCUCUUUUGACGAGACAUAAUCGACAACCGACACUCUCGAUUAUGAUAAGGCGUACGAAGGUAAAAGUACGUGAAAUUGCGGGAAGCGAGGAAGCUCGCGCUGAACGUGUCAUUUAGUAUUCACAGAGCUGGAAACUCUUAAAUCAUGUACAUAUUGGAAAUGAAUCACAGUGUUGGAAUAACAUGGUAGUGACGAGGGAUCAUGUUUUUUUUUUCUCAGGACACGUUCAUAUUUUGUUUCGUACUGGUGUUUUGUUUUUCUUUCUCUUCUCGAUAGUGUACACUAAGUCUAUUCGUUAACGCGCAAACACGAGUGUGUUUCUAAAUGGACCCAACGAGUUGUAUUCUCGAUAGCCUAGUGUUUGUUGAGAUACUUUUCUAACGAAGGAUCAUCGGAAUGCUAACGAUUGAACAACCGUAAUGUAUGUUUGCUAGACUUUUUUUAUUCAGAAUUAACAAGGGAGACAGCACCUUCCAAAGGAGCGUCGUAAAUCAAUUUGUUACGUCUUUUCUGAAAUAUCCAUGACAUCUCGUAUUCAUAGUAAUUGUGGGAUCACAUGUUUUUCUACGGACACCUUUUGUGUACGCCACAUUCGGCUGGAUAUUGAAAAUGUGAAAAUAGUCCUUGAAUUCGCAUAUCUGCAUUUGUGUCGAUACUGUUCCAGGGGAAGUCAUUAGAUUUACGUGUAAUUGUCACGCUGGGAUGUAUUGUAAAAAAUUUGGUUGUGGUAAUCGUACAAUUGCGGUCUUUUAUUCCUUGCGCGCGAGUGCUCACGUGUGUAUAUACAUAUGCAUUGACCUUUAUUAGUCGCAUUGUAGUCAUUGGUACCAUACCUGUAAGUUACACGUAACAAAAUAAACGGUGAUUGCAAGAUUA
Messenger RNA from Orussus abietinus, 2292 nucleotides. RefSeq lists its product as uncharacterized. The transcript is spliced from 8 exons. Gene Ontology annotation, biological process: SCF-dependent proteasomal ubiquitin-dependent protein catabolic process. Lineage: Eukaryota; Metazoa; Arthropoda; Insecta; Hymenoptera; Orussidae. Bases 152 to 1435 code for a protein of 427 amino acids. The record is from RefSeq and is a predicted model, not a curated record. Gene Ontology annotation, molecular function: protein binding. Gene Ontology annotation, cellular component: SCF ubiquitin ligase complex.